Messenger RNA from Plasmodium cynomolgi strain B, 1167 nucleotides. RefSeq lists its product as hypothetical. The record is from RefSeq and is a predicted model, not a curated record. The annotation marks the transcript as partial. NCBI's taxonomy places the organism in Eukaryota, Apicomplexa, Aconoidasida, Haemosporida, Plasmodiidae. The transcript has a single exon.
AUGGGCGACCGAAUCGACAACCGACACUUCGACUACGUGCUGCCCGUCCACGUCGAUGUGGACCAAAUAAAUGAAGAGAACAAAACGUGCAUAUACAUUAGUGGCAAUGUGAACCCUCACGUGUAUAGUAAAAACACGAGUGGGAGAUUAACCAAGUUGUUAGGAGGAGCCUACAAUUACCAAUCGGAAGCAGCGAGUGAGGGGGGGGGAGAACCCGGGCAAGUUAGGCAAGUUAGUCAAGCUGGGCAAGCUGGGCAAGCUGCAGUGAAGGAGCAGUGUCGGCCAGGUGGCACGCCUAAGGGUGGAGUGACGACCUCGGAGCAAAUCCUAGCAGAUAGGACUCUCUUGGGUAAUGGCACAAACAGUGUGGUAGCCACCACGGUGAUCGGCCCAACACCAAACACACAGAUGUUUAGCAGAGGAAUCGAAUCACCUCAGUUCAACAUACGGAUAAAAAACACACAAGGGUUUCGAGACGAUCGAGAGAGGACCCUGGAGGAAAUAAUUGUAAAAAAUUUGGAACAAAUAAUCGACCAAAGUAUGUACAAAUUUCAACAGUUCCAUGUCCGCGUUCAAAUUUUACGUGAGUGCACAUACGUUUUACCCAGCAUUAUUAACUCACUUAUUCUUAACUUCAUUUACAAUAACAUAAGUGUAAAUUUUGUGGUGAAUUCUAUUAACAUCGGGAUUGUCGACAAAAGCAAGUAUGGGACUUACGUGACGGAGCUGGCUCGUGUAAGUGCCGGGAAGGUAGUGGAGAGCCCUGUGGGUGCUGUCGCCAAUCGGGGGGUGACCACCCAUCUAGAGGUGCCCUCCUCCCCCGGUGGGACUGCCACCAAUUCGGAGGUCCCCGCCGCUCCUGGGGUGACUGCCCCCCCAUACGCGGACAAACUUUUCUACGCAGACCGACAGAUGUACAUCCCAAAAAUUAUUUUGGACCCCCUCGACGAGGAAGUCGACCUGUACUGCAGCAGCGCCUUCUGCUUCAUCAUCGCACCUGAAUUUCAAAAGGUUAUCUCAAACAUAGCAAUAAAGAACUCUAUCGGGAUCACGUCUGAAGUGUUUAGCCUCUCCAAAUGGUACGCUUGCGAGGUCUCUCGACUUUUGCAUAGCGGCAUCAGGCGCAGUUACGCUACGCACUUGAGGCGGCUGGAAACCAGCCUCGCG